Molecule: messenger RNA, 3348 nt
Organism: Cataglyphis hispanica
Lineage: Eukaryota; Metazoa; Arthropoda; Insecta; Hymenoptera; Formicidae
Gene: metro
Product: MAGUK p55 subfamily member 7
Exons: 11
Coding region: 509-2317 (602 amino acids)
Cellular component (GO): cell-cell junction; plasma membrane
Molecular function (GO): protein binding
Source: RefSeq, a predicted model, not a curated record
GCGCGGUGCGUCACGGCGCCUUUCAACAUGGCAGCGAGCCGCGUCUGAGUUACGAGAGGGAAAUGAGCGAGGUUUCGGGGGUGAGCGUCAGUGCCGGGUAGAUCGUCCGCGAGGGGGGUGUCUCUCGCCGAGGGAGAAGAGUGCGCGUCUUCUUCGAAGAAGAGGACGAUAAUCGGAUCCCUUCGGUGAAAGAGCGGCGUAGAAAGAGAUAGAAUCAUCAUGCGGUACCGUGGCGCGGGACAGGCCAAUCCGGUGGCGGUCAUUCUACCCCGUGUCGAGUGACAGGCUGCUUACGUAACGGAUUAUUCUCGCUAUGAUAACGACACUCCAGGCGCGAACGCGACACGUCGUGAGACACAAGCAGCGGAUCAUCGGCAUCGUCGUCGACGCGACCCCGACAAAAAUAAUACCGUCGACCCGAAUCCCGGUAUCGCUCGAAUACCACGAUACCCGUCCCUCGAACUGAGCGUCGCGACGCCCAGCAGUUUUAAUCACGAACGUGCGAUAAAUGAUGACAGCGUCAGUCGUCAUGGAGAACGUUAACUGGGAUCCCGCAUUGUCCAAGCUGCUAAAUUCGCUGCAGGAAAGCAAAUCGGAAAUACCCAGCUGUACCGAGGAGGAAUUUGGAUUUUUGAGCGAAUUAUUACAAUCGAAGGAACUUAACGCCCUGGUGAACGUUCAUAAUAAGAUUCUCAAUAAUGUCAAGGAUGAUAAAUUCUUUCCCGUACUGUCAAACUCAAUGGAUAUUGACGUCGAAGUCCUCGAUUUAUUGUCAACCAAAACGCACAUCUCGGCCGAUUGCAAGGAGCUCUUUCACCUUCUACAGAAGCCGCAUAUUCAGGGUCUUCUGUGCGCUCACGACGCGGUGGCGCAAAAGGACUAUUACCCGAGAUUGCCAGACAUCCCAUUGGAGGUGGACGAAGACGAGGAGACGGUGAAGAUAGUCCAGCUGGUGAAGUCGAACGAGCCCCUGGGCGACGGCGGCGUUGAACCGAUCGUGGGGGCGACUAUAAAAACCUGCGAGGUCACUGGCAAGAUUGUGAUCGCGCGGAUAAUGCACGGCGGCGCGGCCGACAGAUCCGGUCUCAUCCACGUUGGUGAUGAAGUCUGCGAAGUCAACGGAAUCAGCGUCGAGGGAAAGACGCCUAGUUUCGUCCUGCAUAUUUUGCAAAAUUCGGAAGGGACAAUCACCUUUAAAAUAGUACCCGCGGAUAGUAAAAGUGGAGUCAGGGAGAGCAAGGUUCGCGUGAGAGCGCAUUUUUCGUAUGUGGCAGCCGAAGAUCCUUAUAUUCCUUGCAAGGAAGCCGGAUUAGACUUCGUCAAGGGAGAUGUUCUGCAUAUUGUCAGCCAAGAUGACGCCUACUGGUGGCAAGCCAGACGAGAAGGUGAUCGAAAUAUGAGAGCGGGUUUGAUCCCUAGCAGAGCCCUUCAAGAACGUAGAAUUCUCUUUGAAAGGCAGCAGAAGGAGAAACCAGAUGGUGAAGAUAAUAUAAGCUUGUGUUCUGUUCCAGUGCCUUUGCCCGCAUUGUGCCCCCGUCCCAGUACCUCUUUGCACGCUUCGCCCACAAAGUGCAACUUGCAGGGAAUUAAAACUAAAAAAAUCAUGUAUGACGCUGCAGAGAACGACGACUUUGACCGGGAAGAGAUACCGACCUACGAAGAGGUCGCGAAACUCUAUCCGAGGCCGGGUCUGUAUCGACCGGUGGUUCUCAUCGGGCCACCGGGAGUCGGCAGGAACGAGCUCAAGAGGCGGCUCAUGGCGACCGAUCCUGAAAAGUACAAGACUCCUGUGCCCUAUACGUCUAGGCCACCGCGACCAGGUGAAAUAAACGGCAAGGAGUAUCAUUUUGUUACUCGGGAGAAUAUGGAGGAAGACAUCGAGGCUGGAAAGUUUAUCGAGUACGGCGAAUACAAGGGAAACUUGUACGGCACCAGUUCCGAAAGUGUCAGUUCACUCGUGAAUGCUGGAUACGUGUGUCUUUUGAAUCCUCACUAUCAAGCUCUCAAAAUGUUGAGGACACCGCAGUUAAGGCCGUACGUCAUAUACAUAAAACCGCCGACGUUCGAAGUGCUAAAGGAGACUAGGAACGAAGCCAGAGCGAGAUCGACCUUCGACGAGAACAAUUCUCGAGGCUUUACGGAUGAAGAAUUUCAUGAGAUCUUGCAUAGCGCAGAGAGAAUAGAGUUCCUGUACUCUCAUCUCUUCGACGAGGUGAUAGUAAACGCUGAUCUACCCAUGGCAUUUGAACAACUAGUCAAUGCUAUUCAUCGAGUCGAAUCUGAACCGCUUUGGGUGCCAGCCUCGUGGGUUCAAUAAAAUGAUGAUCUUCGAGAUUCAAAUGACAAAGCAUCGCAAAGAAAGAGUCAAAAAGAAAGACUUUCGUCGUUGAAGAUACGCAACUGUUCGUUCUGAUAUGACGAGAUCGGGCGUUUUUCGAUGCCACCUUACUUCCACUUUCGGUCCACGAAGGAUGCUCGUGUUUCUCGUCUAUCAUCUCACCGAAUUGCAAUUUACUACCUAGUGUUUUUAUCGCGUAUUUAAAAAGACUUCGUACUUUGAGCGUUUGCGAAUCUUUGUCGAUUUCACACAAAGACAAAUUAAAUAAAAUUUUCUAUUACGGGAUGCCAUCGUUUGUUGUUGGCAGUGGUUGAUAAUCGUAACGAUUCAUCCAUCGCGACGCGAUGUGUCUUUUUGAUGACAUCGUUGCCAUAAAUUAAGUAGCCAAAAGUACGAGACGUUGAGAUAAUUUCGCAGAUAUUGUGAUUUGAAGUCGUCCAAGUUCCGCAAUUCUUUUUGGGUAACUAUCAGAUGUCUUUAGUAACACACUCUACGCAUAAUCCUUAGAAUCCUUACUGCCAGAAGCUUCGCCGCUAGCGAGAGAUCUCGCAUAUAUGAUCAGACGGAGGAGAGCGAUGUGAUUUCGUCACUAAUCUAUCUGCGUAUCCUAUCAACGUGUCAUGAAAUUCCAUUUUUGAGACCUUGGAAAUCUCGCAUACUUUGGGAUCAACGCUCGCGAAAUGAUGAUUGUGUCAAAGUUAUCUUCAAAGUUACACCAAAGUUAGGAGAAUCGUUAUCAUGAACGAUCUUUGAUCUCGAUUGUUGUUAAUUGUUGCCAAAUAAGUAUUGUACCUAAAGUGCGACCUGAAGAGUCGCUCCACACUGUAUUUACCGUAUUUUCCACUCGAUCGAUAUUAUUAUAAUAUCGUUGCUAUUUUAUUUUCUUUUCCAUGAGAACGGAAUGCCGAUAUGGAACAAAAUGAAAAUGUUCGCACUAUCGAGUUGAUGUUGCAUAAUUCAUCUUUGAUGUAAACUCUGUAUGUUAUCGAAAUAUAGCAUUGAACUUUGAA